CAUCCACACGGAAUGUAUUUUGAGAUGGACCGGAAGUAGUUCCGUUUUUACCGUUCUUCCGUACGAAUCUGUCAUGUUUUCACAUGUUGUUCCUCUGAGGCUGUGGGUGAGCCGAGACUACAUAAUGAAUCUGUUGGUAGCUGGAAUAAACUUUCCAACUAAAGACAUUUAGUCGCUUGUAGAAAUUCGAGAUUUUGCAGUAUGUCGGAACGUUGUUAUGGGAACAACAGCCAGGCAGCAGCCAAUGGACUGGAAGAGACGCCCACAGCAGCCAAUGCAAUUGAAGAAUCGCCCACAGCAGCCAAUGGGAUUGAAGAUCAGCCCACAGCAACGCAAGACAGAGACACCCACUCACCGUGGCAGAGUGUGUGUGACAAUGCAGAGGGUGUUGGUUUGUGUGUGGCAGAGGGUGGUGUGUGUGUAAGGGGGGAUAGCUUAGUCUCCUCAAUCCAGGAGGGCAGUGUGUGUGAGAGUGACAGAGGUGUGUGUGAACGGGAUAGUGGUGUGUGUGAGAGUGUGUGUGCACGUGUGGGGUUGUCAGACUGCUCGGAUGAGAUCCUGCUAUGUAUCCUGCGUCAUAUCCCACCACAGGAUCUGCUGCUGAGAGUCAGUUUGGUCUGCAGGCGUCUGCAUGCCCUCAGCAGAGACAAGAGUCUCCUCACACACAUCAGCCUCGCUGGACAAUACACGGUGGGUGAUGAGAGUGCCAAGUCUAUUCUCCAGUCUAUAAAGGGGGCGGUGACCAGUUUGGACCUGGCUGGCUGCUAUUGGCUCUCGGGCCCCGUGGUAGGCGGCACCUCACGCUGCUCUGCUCUGCUCCGAGUGGUGGACCUCUCGGGAUGCCGCCUUCCCAUUGGGCGGCUCGGCCGCCUGUUAGCCGGGGCCGGACAACUCAAGGAGCUCUCACUGGAUAUUGCACGAGGCUUUGACCUUCAGGCACUGAGUGUGGAUGCCAGGAGGACUCUGUGCGGACUGAGUGCGCUCAGACAGACUCUACUGGUCCCAUCAUAUGGAGUACUACCCCUGUGUCCUGCCCUGUCCAGACUGGAACUACACCUCGAGGUGGGUGUGUCGUGUGAGGGGGUGGAGUUAGCGGUUGGUCAGAGCAGUGUCCCGCACUACCAGGAUCUCAGCUGCUUCAGCGCCCGAUUGGGUCCUGGACCUGCCAAUCGAACUCUCCUGGCCCUCCUAUUGGCUCCCCUGAGCAUUCGCCGAAUCGCGCGGCUGGAGCGCCUGCUUAUCUCCGCCCCCGGGGCCUUCCCUCCCCGCCCCCCGGCCCUCAGCGACCUAUUGGAGAGCCUGGGGGAGGGCCUGGCCCGACAUCGAGCCGCACCAUUGGACACCAGGGGUCGUGGAGGCGGGACUAACAGCACUGCGCUGCAGCUCCCUGGCACCUGGUUGGACGAUGCAGCAUUAGGGCGGGUCUUAUCACAAGGAUGCCCCGCCUAUCUGAACUUGGCUCGCGGAGGCCCCACCCCCUGUCUCCCAGACUACGACCUCCGACCCCUGCGCAGCUUGAACUUGACUGGCUGCUGCGGCUCCCAGCUGCGUGCUGAUUGGCUGGCCUCCGUGGUGGAGUCCUGCCCCCUGCUGGAGCACCUUAACCUAUCAGGGAUGCACUACCAUCACCAGGGCAACGCCACCACAGUCGCUAAGGAAACACAGACACAGACACACCCCCUGGGGCUGUUGGCCCGUCUCUCGCAGCUACGGUCUCUGGCCCUCGCCGUGUGUGUGUUAGCCGAGGUAGACCUCCACACCCCCUCGAACUCCCACACGGCGUCUCGUCCCGCACCCCCCACCCCCCCUCCUCACGCUGCACCCCUCCUGCUACAGGGGCUCCGCAAGGCCCCACGAGUUGGCAUGGUAACCUACCGGCCACCCUCCGAGGACAAGGCAUGGGAGAGGGCUGCCGCUGGUGAGGAGGGGGAGGAGUCAUCCUCAGGGGGAGUGAUCAGCAGCCUGAGGAUGAUGCUGGUUGGCUGCACCCGGCUGAACCAGCUGGAGCUGAUUGGUGCAGAGUUUUGCUCGGCCACGCCCCGCUUUGAGGCGGCCAAUAGGGCGCAAGCACCGGCCUGCACAUGGGCGGGACACGUUGGAGAGGUAGCCAUAGCAACGCUGGCGUGUCGUCCCUCACUGAGUGCGCUCACUCUGGCCGGGUGGGCUGGGCUUACGAGAGGAGGCCUCGGGCCGCCUUUGGUGGAGCUGACCCAGCGAUGCCAUCAGCUGACCUCACUCUCAUUGGCCACCCUCACACACAACCACACCCACACACCCACACACAGACAAGCUCUCAUACAGGCCCUGCCGCACUGCAAACGCCUCAGAGACCUAAGGGUGGAGCAGGCCUUUUUGGAGCUGAAUGAGCCUCUGUGGGAAGCACUGGCGGCGUGUGUGUGUCUGGAGCGCGUGUGUGUGGUGUCUCGUAAGGGUUCGUUCGGCAGCGCUGUGCACAUCAAGUCCAUGAUGCAACACUGUAAACGACUCUUCAUGAUGCACCUGUUUACUGGAGACACACUCACCGCAUGCAGAAACCUACAGAAGAGUCUUACAGAGAGUUUCUCCUGUACUAGGCCUGCGUUGAGUGUGUGUGUGUUCCCUCUGCUGCAUGAGGAUCUUCAUGAGGCUGUACGCCACAUUCCGCUCACACUGCUGGAUGACAUCACAUUAUUCAGGAGCCGCGUCGCACCCUGAUGACAUCACAUUAUUCAAGAGCUGAGUCGCGCCCUGAUGACAUCACACUCUUCAGGAGCCGCGUCGCACCCUGAUGACAUCACAAUAUUCAGGAGCCGCGUCAACCUCAUCACACACACAAACACACUCCUGGAUGACAUCGCGUUAUUUAGGAGCCACGUCGCAGCCUGAUGAUGCCAUCAGCCUCUUCUGAAGCCGCGUCACACCCUGAUGACUUCACUCUAUUCAAGAGCUGAGUCGCGCCCUGAUGACAUAACACUAUUCAAGAGCUGAGUCGCGCCCUGAUGACAUAACACUAUUCAGGAGCCGCGUCGCAGCCUGAUGACAUCAUCAUCAGCCACUUCAGGAGCCGCUGAGUACACACUCGUGUCGCAGCCUGAUGGCUUCGUCAUCCUCUUCAAGCAGCCGCGUCAUCUUCUGAUGAUGUCACACACCCACACACCUGGGACACCAAAUGUUUUGGAGUCAAUGUGUGUGUGUGCUUAUGUGUGUGUGUGUGUGUGUGUGUGUGUGUGUGUGUGUGUGUGUGUGUGUGUGUGUGUGUGUGUGUGUGUGUGUGUGUGUGUGUGUGUGUGUGAGAAAGCCUGUGCUCCUCGAUGACGAGAGCUGCGUCACCGCCCUAGACCACGGGAGUGUGUGUGUGUAUGUGUGCGUGUGCGUGCGUGCGUGAGUUUGUGUGCGUGCUUGGGCCUGUAUGCUCUUGUAUGGAGAGAUGUUACAAAAAAUGUAAAUGUAAAAAUGUAAAUCUCCAAAAUAAAAUGUUCUUCAUCUGUUUCAUUUUCAACA
Messenger RNA from Engraulis encrasicolus (European anchovy), 3480 nucleotides. It is a transcript of the gene fbxl18, whose product is annotated as F-box and leucine-rich repeat protein 18. Gene Ontology annotation, molecular function: protein binding. The transcript is spliced from 14 exons. The coding region runs from base 202 to 2694 and encodes 830 amino acids. Lineage: Eukaryota; Metazoa; Chordata; Actinopteri; Clupeiformes; Engraulidae. Gene Ontology annotation, biological process: SCF-dependent proteasomal ubiquitin-dependent protein catabolic process. The record is from RefSeq and is a predicted model, not a curated record. Gene Ontology annotation, cellular component: SCF ubiquitin ligase complex.